Sorex araneus (European shrew) is the source of this 1115-nucleotide messenger RNA. RefSeq names its product quinolinate phosphoribosyltransferase (gene QPRT). Lineage: Eukaryota; Metazoa; Chordata; Mammalia; Eulipotyphla; Soricidae. The record is from RefSeq and is a predicted model, not a curated record. Gene Ontology annotation, cellular component: cytoplasm. Gene Ontology annotation, biological process: NAD+ biosynthetic process; quinolinate catabolic process. Gene Ontology annotation, molecular function: nicotinate-nucleotide diphosphorylase (carboxylating) activity. Bases 95 to 994 code for a protein of 299 amino acids. The transcript is spliced from 4 exons.
GGCCGGCCAGCCGUCCCUCUCCUCCCCUCGAUCCACCCCCAGCCCGCGCUGGGCAACUGUCAGUCUUGGCCGCGGCCGCCUGCUCCGAGCUGACAUGGACCCUGAAGGCCUGGCGCUCCUGCUGCCUCCUGCAGCUCUGGCCACCCUGGUGGAAGGCUGGCUCCGCGAGGACUGCCCGGGGCUCAACCCCGCCGCCCUGGUCACCGGGGCUGCCCCUGCGCGCGCCGUGCUGUGGGCCAAGUCUCCCGGGGUCCUGGCUGGGAGGCCCUUCUUCGACGCCGUCUUUGCCCAUGUCAAUUGCCAGGUGACGUGGUUCCUCCCAGAGGGGGCCACGCUCGCGCCCGUGGCCCAGGUGGCCGAGGUGCGGGGCCCCGCGCACGGCCUGCUGCUGGGGGAGCGCGUGGCCCUGAACGCACUGGCGCGCUGCAGCGGGGUGGCCAGCGCGGCGGCGGCGGCGGUGCAGGUCGCCAGGGGCACCGGCUGGGCCGGGCAGGUGGCGGGCACCAGGAAGACGACGCCCGGCUUCCGGCUGGUGGAGAAGUACGGGCUCCUUGUGGGCGGCGCCGCCACGCACCGCUACGACCUGGGCGCGCUGGUGAUGGUGAAGGAUAACCACGUGGUGGCCGCAGGCGGAGUGGAGAAGGCGGUGAGCGGGGCCCGGCAGGCCGCGGCCUUCGCGCUGAAGGUGGAGGUGGAGUGUAGCAGCUUGGCCGAGGCGCAGCGGGCGGCCCAGGCAGGUGCCGACCUCCUCAUGCUCGACAACUUCCUGCCUGAGGAGCUGCACCCAACGGCUGCGGCACUGAAGGCCCAGUUCCCGAAUGUGGGUGUGGAGGCCAGCGGGGGCAUCACUCUGGACAACCUGCCUCAGUUCUGUGGACCCCACAUUGACGUCAUCUCUCUGGGGAUGCUCACCCAGGCCGCGCCCGCGCUCGAUUUCUCCCUCAAGCUGUUCGCUGAGGGCACCACGCCCGUGCCCCAUGCCCGCCGGGCCUGAAGGUCAAGAGGCUGAGAGGGGCCGUUAGCUGGAGACCCUCGAGAGGUCACUCAUCUUUAAGGACCGUGCCGGGAGAACUCGCUCUGCUCUGGCCUACGCUGAAAUCCAGCUGUGCCACUUC